AUGGAGGCUAAAAAAAUUGAUUCGAGCACCUCCAAACAUCGCGUUUACGCCAAUGCCAGCGAUGCCCACGUCACAUCCGUCCUCCCCGAUGGCGAUGUGCCAUGGGCGGACCAUGAUAUGGACGCUGACGAGAGAGUGAUCACGGCCCUAGGAUAUAAACAGGAAUUCAAGCGCGAGUUCUCACUGUGGACGACGUUCUGUGUCAGCUUUGCAGUGCUCGGUCUGCUGCCAUCGUUCGCAAGCACCUUGUAUUAUGGAAUGGGAUACGCGGGAACAGCUGGCAUGGUUUGGGGCUGGAUUGUCGCCAUGAUUUUCAUUCAAUGUAUUGCAAUGUCAAUGGCCGAGCUUUGCUCAGCUAUGCCAACAAGUGGAGGUCUAUAUUACGCUGCAGCCGUGCUCGCACCUCCGGGAUAUGGCCCCUUGGCUGCUUGGAUCACUGGGUGGUCGAAUUGGAUCGGACAGAUCACUGCGGCGCCAUCAGUCGACUAUGCUCUGGCCGCGAUGAUUCUGGCCGCUGGGUCAAUCACAAAUCCAGACUAUGUCCCCACAACCUGGCAAACAUUCCUUCUGACAGUUUUGAUCAUGAUUAUCCACGCCGCCAUCAGCAGCCUCCCCACCAAGCGCGUUGCGCAGUUCAAUUCCUGGGGAUCCACCUUCAAUAUGCUCGCCCUCAUCGCCACGAUCAUUGCCAUCCCAGCCGGAACCAAAAACAGCCCGAAGUUCACCUCCGCUCACGACGUCUGGAGCAACAUCACCAACCAAACCGACUUUCCCGACGGCGUCGCCGUGCUCAUGACCUUCGUUGGUGUGAUCUGGACCAUGUCGGGCUAUGACUCGCCCUUCCAUCUCAGCGAGGAGUGCUCGAAUGCGAACAUCGCCUCGCCGCGUGCCAUCGUGCUCACCUCCGGCGUCGGCGGCCUGAUGGGUUGGUUCCUGCAGCUGGUCGUGGCCUACACAGUUGUCGACAUCAGCGCCGUGAUAGACUCGGAUCUCGGUCAGCCAUGGGCCUCCUAUCUGCUCCAGGUGAUGCCGCAGAAGGCGGCGCUGGGCAUCCUCGGACUGACCAUCAUCUGCGGCUUCUCCAUGGGCCAGGGCUGCAUGGUGGCCGCAUCGCGAGUGACGUACGCCUACGCGCGCGAUGACUGCUUCCCGCUGUCGCGCGUGUGGAAGAAAGUCAACGUGCAUACGCAGACUCCUGUCAACGCAGUCAUUCUGAACGCAGUGCUCGGCAUUUUGAUGUGCCUGCUCAUCCUGGCCGGGACCGUGGCCAUCGGCGCGCUUUUCUCGAUCGGCGCGAUCGCACAGUUCGUCGCGUUCGCAAUUCCCAUCUUCAUCCGCGUGUUCUUCGUUGGCAAUCGCUUCCGCAGGGGCCCGUGGCAUCUGGGCCCGUUUGGGCCAUAUAUCGGGGCUGUGGGCGUGUCGUUCGUCGUGCUGAUGGUGCCGAUUUUGUGUCUUCCUAGUGUGAGGGGCGCUGACUUGGCCCCGGACCUGAUGAACUGGACGGCGCUGGUAUAUGGGGGGCCAAUGCUGGCUGUUUUGGUGUGGUGGGUGGUAGAUGCGCGUCACUGGUUCAAGGGACCGGUGGUGAACGUCGAGCAUUCAAUGCAUCCGGUGGUGAGCGAUGGCGUCGAGCCGGAGCCGCAGCUCGGGUCAGAGGGCAUAGCGAGCUCUGGUAAGUCCGCUAAGGAAUAA
This is a messenger RNA of Penicillium macrosclerotiorum, 1692 nucleotides long. RefSeq names its product amino acid permease. The coding region runs from base 1 to 1692 and encodes 563 amino acids. The record is from RefSeq and is a predicted model, not a curated record. The transcript has 3 exons. Gene Ontology annotation, biological process: transmembrane transport. Gene Ontology annotation, molecular function: transmembrane transporter activity. Gene Ontology annotation, cellular component: membrane. NCBI's taxonomy places the organism in Eukaryota, Fungi, Ascomycota, Eurotiomycetes, Eurotiales, Aspergillaceae.